Racocetra fulgida is the source of this 263-nucleotide messenger RNA. The record is from the annotation of a GenBank genome assembly. NCBI's taxonomy places the organism in Eukaryota, Fungi, Glomeromycota, Glomeromycetes, Diversisporales, Gigasporaceae.
UAGGCGUGGUAAUUGCUAUUGUGGUAGCAGUAGGUAUUGCAGUAGGUGUAGUGGUUGCUAUGGUGAUAGUAGGCGUAGUGAUAGUAGACGUAGUAAUAGUAGGCGUAGUGAUAGUAGAUAUAAUAGCAAUAGAUGAGGUAGCAAAAUGCGUGGUAGAAAAAGGCGUAGUAGAAAAAUGCGUAGUAGAAAAAGGCGGGGUAGAAAAAGGCGUGCUGGCAGUAAAGGCUGUUUUAGUAGGUGUGCUGGCAGCAGAUGCAACGUAG